UGCCACGUCUCUUCAGGGCAGCAGCAUUUACAGCAGCAGUAGCCGCCGCCGCCGCGGCCACAGCGGGGAAAGGGCGACGCGGAGGGAAUUGGGAGGGCUGUGCUACGCCCCCUCCCCGGCCUGGCGGGCUCCCGGCCUGGCGGGCUGGUGGUGAAGACGCUCAUGCUGCUGUUGGAGAGGCGAAUUGGGAAAUUGUUACAUAAGAAUCAGGGCAAAAAGUGCCAGAGGUGGAAGAGGUGGAUUGCUUCCUGGUCAUGCCCGGUGGAAGGAGGGGACCCAGCCGGCAGCAACUAAGCCGUUCAGCUUUGCCUUCUCUUCAGACAUUAGUUGGUGGAAACUGUGGCAACGGAACAGGUCUGAGAAAUAGGAAUGGUAGUACUCUCAGUCUUUCUGCUCCUCCUAUCACUGCUCUGAUUACUCCUGAGCCUGUGAGGCACUGCCGAAUCCCAGAGCUCCCUGUGGAUGGAAAUCUUCUAUUUGAAUUCCUUUUUUUCAUCUACUUGCUGGUGUCUCUUUUCAUUCAAUAUAUUAAUAUUUACAAGACCGUUUGGUGGUAUCCAUAUAACCACCCUGCCUCCUGUACAUCACUGAACUUUCACCUCAUUGAUUAUCACCUGGCUGCAUUCAUCACCGUGAUGUUGGCACGGAGGCUUGUAUGGGCCCUCAUCUCUGAGGCCUCGCAGGUUGGUACUUCAUCAGUGAUUCACGAUAUGGCAUUGAUUCUGGCACGUCUAGUUCUACUCACCCUUUGUGUAUGGGUGCUCUGCUGGACUCUGGUCAACCUUUUCCGCAGCCAUUCUGUCCUCAAUCUCCUCUUUCUUGGCUACCCGUUUGGUGUCUAUGUUCCAUUGUGCUGCUUCCACCAAGAUAGUAGAAACCAGCCUCUUUCAACAGACUGCAGCUAUUUAGUGCAGGAUCAACUAGUGGAUGACAGUGCCUCAGGGGUUGGCAGUCUUGUGAAGCCCAAAGAUUUAUUUUCUCUCCUGAGAGAAUCUGUCAAAGAACAGUUCAACCCCUCUGUGACCACUCCGACACACAGCUGUCCCUUGUCCCCAGAUCUCAUUCGCAAUGAAGUGGAGGGCCUCAAAGCAGAUUUUAACCGCCGAAUCAAGGAAGUUCUAUUCAAUUCCCUCUUCAGUGCCUACUAUGUGGCAUUUUUGCCACUGUGCUUUGUGAAGAGCACUCAGUAUUACGAUAUGCGCUGGUCAUGUGAGCACCUAAUCAUGGUUUGGAUCAAUGCUUUUGUCAUGCUCACCACACAACUGCUUCCUCCCAAAUAUUGUGACUUGCUACACAGAUCAGCUGCUCACUUGGGCAAGUGGCAGAAGCUCGAACAUGGUUCAUAUAGUAAUGCCCCUCAACACAUCUGGUCUGAGAGCACAAUAUGGCCACAAGGCGUGCUGGUACGGCAUAGUCGAUGCUUAUAUAAAGCAGUAGGACCUUAUAACGUAGCUGUGCCUUCAGAUGUCUCUCAUGCUCGCUUUUAUUUCCUCUUCCACCAUCCCUUACGGCUUCUCAAUCUGCUGAUUCUCAUAGAAGGCAGUGUGGUCUGUUAUCAACUCUACUCCCUGCUUCGUUCAGAGAAGUGGAACCACACACUCUCCAUGGCCCUGAUACUCUUCUGUAACUACUAUGUCUUAUUUAAACUCCUGAGAGACCGAAUAGUAUUGGGCAAGGCCUAUUCUUAUCCACUCAACAGCUAUGGGUUAAAAGCCCAUUAGUCAUCUGAGGAAGGGAAGGAUAUUUUCAUACAGUUAUAUUUUUUUCCUUGCAACUGUUUAUAAAUAUUUAAAAAAUAUUUUAUAUUUUGUAUACUACUGUUUUUUGUGGGGUAGGGAAGGGCCAAGUGGCAGUUAAAUGUCACCUUAUAAACAAGGUUAUUUUAUAUAAAGACAUCAUUGUGUAUAUACUGUAUAUCAACAUAUAUCUAUGUGAAGCAAGAACA
Molecule: messenger RNA, 1945 nt
Organism: Thamnophis sirtalis
Lineage: Eukaryota; Metazoa; Chordata; Lepidosauria; Squamata; Natricidae
Gene: TMEM39A
Product: transmembrane protein 39A
Biological process (GO): negative regulation of autophagosome assembly; negative regulation of autophagosome maturation
Cellular component (GO): endoplasmic reticulum membrane
Source: RefSeq, a predicted model, not a curated record